GGUGUGUUUGGGGAGAGUGAGAGAGUGAACUGUAGGAGGUACAGCUCAUUAUCCUGGACUAACCCUCACCCUCUCUCUUCUCGCUUCUCUUCACUCCACCGCUCAGCAGCACAGCCUAUCUAAAUUCACAAAUAUUUUGUACCAUAUUAUGUUUUAUGCAUUUUAUUUUAAACUGCUCAUUAUCUCAGUGCACACAUUGUAAAGAACAUCUGAAGCGGUUUAAUCUGGGACUAUCAGGGAAAGAAAUGUUCUGGCUGCAGUGUUCCUGUGUUCUGCUGCUCUGGAUUGCAGACUGUGUUAGCGGGAGACAUCCGAGCUGCCACUUCUGGUUUGAGCUGCAGUCAGCAGAGAGAGAAUGCCUGUCCAAGCUGGAGGGAAGUCUGGAGUCUGGAGGCUGCCCAGGCAUGUGGGACAACUUUUCCUGUUGGCACCAUGCAGAGGUGGGUGAAGUGGUCACCAAUUCCUGUCCAGAGGCUCUGAAAAACCUCUUUGGCCAAGAUGGGAACAUCAGCCGAACCUGUACAACUAAAGGCUGGUCAGACUCAUACCCCAGCUUAAACAAUGUCUGUUUUUCUGAAUCCAAACCCAACAAGCAGGUGUUUUACAUGGUGGUGAAGACGCUGUACACACUGGGACACAGUCUGUCUCUCAUCGCUCUCCUCACUGGCAGUGCCAUCCUGUGUCUUUUCAGGAAGCUCCACUGCACCAGGAACUACAUCCAUCUGAAUCUGUUCUUCUCCUUCAUCCUGAGAUCUGUAGCUGUGUUGACAAAGGACGCCAUUUUAUUUUCUCACAGUGAGAACACACAGUGUGACAAACAGCCCUCACUGAUUGGGUGUAAAGCCAGUCUGGUCAGUUUUCACUACUUCAUUAUGGCUAAUUUCUUCUGGCUGCUGGUGGAAGGUCUGUACCUUCACACUCUACUGAUGGUGAUCUUCUCCAAGAAUCACCACUUUCUCAUCUAUCUCUUUAUCGGAUGGGGAUUCCCGACAGUUUUCGUGACAGUGUGGAUAAUUUGUAGGAUUUAUCUGGAGGACACGGGAUGCUGGGAAAGAAAUGAAGCCAUGAUUCCUUGGAGGGUGAUCGACUGGCCAGUCAUGGCCUCUGUUAUAAUCAACUUCAUUCUGUUCAUCAGCAUCAUUCAGAUUCUGGUUCAGAAGCUGCGGUGUCCGGAUGUAGGGGGAAACGAACAGAGUCAGUACAGGAGGCUGGCGAAGUCAACGCUGUUGUUGAUUCCACUCUUUGGGGUUAAUUAUGUGGUGUUUGUAUACAUGAGAGAAGAGAGUCAAAAUGACAUAUUCAAAGACUAUAAAAUAUUCUUUGACCUUGGUCUUGGCUCUUUCCAGGGACUGGUUGUUGCCAUUUUAUAUUGCUUUCUCAACAGUGAGGUCCAGAGUGAGCUAAAGAGGAAGUGGAGGAGUGUGUGUCUGAAGCGUUACAUCAAUCGAGACUACAGGCUGCACGGUUCAUCCAUCUCUAGAAAUGGCAUGGACAACGUGGCACUUUUUCUUCGUAACUCUAGAGCUCAGUCAUUCCUACAGACCACUGAAACCACUGUGUGAGCCUGGACACACUCUCUCUCUCUCUCUCUCUCUCUCUCUCUCUCUCUCUCUCUAUCUAUCUCUCUCUCUCUCUCUAUCUCUCUCUCUCUAUCUCUCUCUCUCACACACACACACACACACACACCAGGACCAGCUGUACAGAAAACAGGACAUAGGAGGUCCAGUGCACUUUACUACAUAUAAGUUAUUUGUGCCUUUGUUUUGUUAUGCAACGAUAAAUUUCAGAAACUGGAUUUCUCAAGUUGUUUUCAAUUAUUUAUUCUAUGCCAAAUGUUUCUGUCUUCUCUUGUGCUGGACCUUUUUUGUAAUCCUUUUUUGGAGUCAUUUUGUAAUCAAUUACUUAAUUUAAAAUAAACAGAUUGAGGCAUGCAUGGGAUAUUGCUGUAUUUAACAAUGACAGAUUGAUAAUUAAAAAUAUAUUUUUAGGCCAAAUGUGAAAAACUAGGUGAUUAAUUGAAAAAUUAAACAUUAUUUGAAUAUUUAA
This is a messenger RNA of Ictalurus punctatus (channel catfish), 2046 nucleotides long. RefSeq names its product vasoactive intestinal peptide receptor 2 (gene vipr2). Bases 156 to 1562 code for a protein of 468 amino acids. Gene Ontology annotation, molecular function: peptide hormone binding; G protein-coupled peptide receptor activity; vasoactive intestinal polypeptide receptor activity. NCBI's taxonomy places the organism in Eukaryota, Metazoa, Chordata, Actinopteri, Siluriformes, Ictaluridae. Gene Ontology annotation, biological process: cell surface receptor signaling pathway; adenylate cyclase-modulating G protein-coupled receptor signaling pathway. Gene Ontology annotation, cellular component: plasma membrane. The transcript is spliced from 13 exons. The record is from RefSeq and is a predicted model, not a curated record.